This is a messenger RNA of Folsomia candida, 916 nucleotides long. RefSeq names its product embryonic protein UVS.2. Bases 27 to 815 code for a protein of 262 amino acids. NCBI's taxonomy places the organism in Eukaryota, Metazoa, Arthropoda, Collembola, Entomobryomorpha, Isotomidae. The record is from RefSeq and is a predicted model, not a curated record. The transcript is spliced from 5 exons.
CAACCACACGAUAAUUAUUCUUCAAUAUGAAUUCAACUGGCACAAUUGUUCUCCUCGCCUUCCUCUUCGCUGUGGUUACUGCCGCUCCACAGCCUAACCAGGGAAGAUCCGAGGACCCUGAGCCUGUCGUUAGUGUGACGACAUGUGGCGGUCAUGUAAACGCCUCAUCUGCCUCGAUCGAGUUUCAACUUGGCGGAUCAAUCCGUGCCGAUAUGAGAUGCGUCUGGAUUGUGCGGGCGCCUUACGCCGAGCAAAGAUUCAACCUGAUUUCUUCCGGUCUUAAACAAACGGACGGCAUUUACAUUACCCCAGUCUCCUUUCGUGGGCUUGGAAACUCCGAAAAAUUAUCUACGCUUGGUCAGAACGUAACUCUACACUCAAGAAGCGUGAUGAUCACCUUGAUCGUUGGACACGCGCCAACGUUUGGGUUCAAGAUGGAAUAUUAUUCGAGCGGUACCUCAGUGAGUCCAGAUAUUACUAGCCACGCAAUCUUGACUACGGCGAAGGGAAAUGUGACCUAUCCCAGUAACGGCGGAGAUUAUGGGAAUUUGGAAAACGUCCUGUUUCCUAUCGCCCCAAGUGUCCCGGGACAGCCGACCCUUCGCUUUACUAGGGUGGAUAUUGAGACUGGUUCUUCCUGCCAAUUUGACUACGUAAAGAUUUAUAAUUGGUUUGAUGGCAAUUAUCUCCAAGUCGCGAUAUUUUGUGGGACUACAAUUCCAGUCAGUGUAACGUUCCAAGAUGGCGCGGGCGUAGUCUUCUUUUCAUCAGAUUCUAGCUUUACCAGGGCUGGAUUCGACUUCCAAUAUGAGUAACGUAUUCAAUAAAAAUCAUGAAAAUAUUGUUGAUUUAACUUUUUGUAUAAGAGGAACAAAUUAAAAAUUAUAUUUAUAUGGGAUUAAUAAAGAUUUUUAUA